CCGCCCCCCGGAAGGUCUCCCGCGGGUCGUCCGCCGCCGGCUGCCGCCAUGUACCGGCCGGGCUUCCGGCCCCCCACGCCUCCCUGCGCCGGCUUCCGCGGCCCCCACCCGGACAGAGGAGGCGGCGGCGGCGGCCCUCCCUUCGCGGGCUCCCCUCAGGGCUACGGGAGCCCCCGGCACACGCCCCCCUACGGGCACCGCGCGCGGCCCUACGACUUCGGGGGGCCCUCGCCGCGCAGGCCCCAUAGCGCCAGCCCCGCCGGCGGCCCCUACGCUCCCUACGGCGGGGGCGGCAGGUCCCCCGGAGGAGGAGCCUUUCAGCAGCAGCAGCAGCAGCCGCCUUUCAAGCAGCCGCACUCCGGGGGCUUCCGGAGAUUCAGCCAGGGAUCACCCAGGACAUCUACCCCAUUGGGAACACCACAUGGUAGAGAGAAAAGAGUGUCUAAUGAUGAUGUGGAAAACUAUUACAAACCUUCAAUGCUUGAAGACCCCUGGGCUGGCCUAGAGCCCGUAUCCGUUACGGAUGUUAACCAGCAGUACAGCAGUGAGCAAACCACAUACACUGGCAAAAAGGGGAGGUAUUUCAGUUAACAUUUAUGCAAGUGAAAAAAGAACUGUGAGAAAACUGGGCCAACCUUCAUACGUAAGAUGGCAAGUAAUAAAGAACUUAGAAAAUGCUUUUAUUUGAACUGACCAUAUGGAAGUGGGACACCCGCCUGUGGAAAGCAAAGUAUUCUUUAGUCACCAGCAAAUCAGUCUGUGUCAGUUUCUUAUAUUCAUCUCUUCCAUGCCAUUUUAUACAAUAUUACCCCGAGAAAGUGGUAUAUUUUAGAUUUGAACAUUUUUAGAACAAAGUUUUAAAAUAAAGUAAAUGUUUUGUAAAACUCACAAAUGCUUACUGCUUUUUGUUAAGUCAUACUAGAGGUAAUGCUAUUGAAAUUUCUUGCAGCCUGUAAAUAUAUGCAGGUUAUAUAAGCUAUUAUACAAUAUCUGCUAAAAUUGUUUAACAUUAGAAUUGCCAAUCUUGCAACCUCUUCUGUUCAGAAAGUCAUCUAUACCUAUAUAUUUUCGUAUUUGAAAAAUUGUUUGGGAACAAAACUUUACUAAUUUGUAACAAAAGACCACCUUAUAAAAAUCCAUGUUGAACCUGCGUACAAAAAUUACCUUAUUUAAAUAAGCCACUAAGUAGAACUGGGUAAACCUAGGGGCAAGUAGGUUUUGUGCACCUGAUAAAUACACUGCUUCUGUCUGUUUUUCAAAUGUCACCUUUUGUUAGGACUUUUAUUUAGGAGUACAAGAUGACUGGGCUUUGCUAGUUUGGUUUUUGCUCUACAUUUCAAAAGCAGAUUAAUAGGGAACGAAAUAAGUUAGUGCAAAAUCUUUAACUAACUUGAGUCUGAUUAUUUUUUGAAACCUCACAAGAAUACAUUUUGUGCUACUUGGCUUUGUAGACACUUGAGUAACUGGACUUGCUUCAGUUAAAAAAAAUGCUGCUUUUCAUGACUUUAUUUCUGUAGCCUUCAUGGUGGAUUUAUUCACCAGCUAUGCUUAUAACUUCCGGACUACUUAUCUUAUAUUACUGCUGCUACACCAGCAGGAAUGGAAAGUAUAAACAUUCACAUUUUCCUAAUUUAAAUCUAAUGGAGGAAUUAAAUAUUUUAAUAAGGAAAGGAAAUCUAGCAAUGAGUUGGUUAUGCAUAUAAUUUAGAGGUGCAUUCAGACAACACUUUUUUUUUUAGCUCGCCCCCAAAUAGAUUUACUUCUAAAAAAGGAUUUAGAGGUUUGCGUACGGAGCUGUUGGAUAAUGUCCAAUGCCUAUGAUGCAGCUUUCUCUGUGUAGCAGGCUAAAUUGUGAACUUCAAAAGCUACAGGGGGCAUGUAUGUAAAAGUGUAUCAGCACAGUUUAAUGUUUAGUACUUUUUAGAAAUCAAAUAACCAACUGUUUUGGAUUUCUAUAAUACAAAAUGUUCCCAAAGGGUAUGGAUUUGAUUUGAUUUUGAUUUUUUAAAUAAAGAUGCUGUUGAAAUCGAA
Messenger RNA from Podarcis raffonei (Aeolian wall lizard), 2031 nucleotides. It is a transcript of the gene MPLKIP, whose product is annotated as M-phase specific PLK1 interacting protein. NCBI's taxonomy places the organism in Eukaryota, Metazoa, Chordata, Lepidosauria, Squamata, Lacertidae. The record is from RefSeq and is a predicted model, not a curated record. The coding region runs from base 49 to 591 and encodes 180 amino acids. Gene Ontology annotation, cellular component: nucleus; midbody; centrosome. The transcript is spliced from 2 exons.